This is a messenger RNA of Psilocybe cubensis, 2766 nucleotides long. RefSeq lists its product as uncharacterized. The coding region runs from base 1 to 2766 and encodes 921 amino acids. Gene Ontology annotation, biological process: carbohydrate metabolic process; glycoprotein catabolic process. Gene Ontology annotation, molecular function: beta-mannosidase activity. Lineage: Eukaryota; Fungi; Basidiomycota; Agaricomycetes; Agaricales; Agrocybaceae. The record is from RefSeq and is a predicted model, not a curated record. The transcript has 14 exons.
AUGGAUCCAUCGAGCACUUAUCUCGAUAUUGGCAAGCAGGAUUGGUGGUGGAAGCAGCGAGAUGCAUCCAUCAUCGAUGUCCGUGACGAAUCAAAUCAAGGCAACGCACCAGAGGCAGACUUUCGAGCUAGCUGGAAGAAAACAACGUCAUUUCCAUCCGAAGUUCAUGUCGAGCUACUGAAAUUAGGUGCGAUACCAGACCCAUACGUUGGCUUCAAUGAACAUGCCGUUCAGUGGAUUGGGGACGUUGAAUGGCUAUACAAAUGUGAUUUUACGGUGGAUAGUGCUUUCGCAGGUAAAUUUGCAAAGCUCGUAUUUGAAGGGCUGGAUACGAUAUGCGAUAUAUACCUGGAUCAAGAGAAGAUACUAUCCACAGAUAACAUGUUUCGCACUUAUAUCCAUCAGCUGUUACCAUUCUCGUCAGCCAGGAGCACCCACACCCUUCUGUUGCAUUUCAAAUCUGCAAAGGCACUUGCCAAGGCUGAGGAGGCGAAAUACGGAAAGGUGCGAGCAGGAUCAACCAACUUGGGUGACCCAAGCCGCGUCUACGUCCGUAAAGCACAAUAUGACUGGAGAGUAUUCACGAAAGGACAGGGUCCAGAAUUGAUGACUUGUGGACCGUACCGUCCAAUAACGCUCGUCACUUACACCUCUCGCAUUUUGGACUUUCAUACGCGCACGGCUGUUGAUAUCAAGUCCGACGGAACCUUUACUGCAGCUCUCAAAGUCGACAUAAACCUGGAAGGGACACAGAUUCCAGGAAGUGCGCUCGUCAUCACAUUGGAAGAUAGCAAGCGGCAGGUAAUUAAAUUGGAACGUGUAGAAGUUAAUGGAUGGGACAGUGGUGAAUCGCAUUCGAAUUUUGUUCAAAAGUCAGCUGUGGAAUGGUCCAACCUACAAAACGAUACCAUCGAUCUGUGGUGGCCGGUCGGCUACGGCAAGCCAAAUUUAUACAAUAUCAAAGUGGUACUAGUCACCCCUAAUGACGCAGUAAUCGAUGAAAGAUGUCAGCGGUUUGGUUUCCGGACUGCUCAACUUAUCCAGGAGCCUCUACUGGAGCCAGACCAAUAUGGCACAGGAACAACAUUUUUGUUUGAGAUCAAUGGGGUUCGCAUGUUCAUGGGAGGCUCUAAUUGGGUACCGGCUGACAAUUUCCUUACCCAAAUAUCGGACGACCGCUAUCACAGGUGGCUCACUCUUCUUCGUGAUGGAAACCAGAACAUGGUUCGUCUCUGGGGAGGAGGCGUAUACGAGCCAGACAUCUUCUACGACAUAUGCGACGAACUUGGUCUACUCGUCUGGCAAGACUUCCAGUUUGCCUGCGGCGUUUAUCCUGCCCACGACGCAUUUGUGGCCAGCGUGAAGCAGGAGGCCAUAGACAAUGUCACACGACUACGCCGCCAUCCGUCUAUUGUAUGCUUUUGUGGAAAUAACGAAGAUUAUCAAAUGGUUCUACAGUGGGGAGGCAUUGGUGAGCUCCCAGCGCGAAUACUAUAUGAGCAUGUAUUUCCGGAGAUUGUGUCUGAGCUGACGGAUCCACCUGUCCCAUAUCAUCGAGGAUCGCCAUAUGGCGGAAAAGGCUGGGACACUGCUGAUCCAACAAUCGGGGACGUCCACCAAUGGAACGUAUGGGGAGGGAAGGAGCUGCAAUAUCAAGAAUAUGAUAAGCUCGGAGGUCGCUUUGUCAGUGAAUUUGGUAUACCUGGCAUGCCCUCCAUGCAGACUAUCAAUUACUGGAUGCAAGGGGCAGAUAAAUAUCAGUUCUACUCUCAAUCACAGCUUAUGGCGCAGCAUACCAAAGCUGGAAGUUUUGAGAGGAGAUUUGCGAUUGUCAUGAACGAGAAUUUUCGGUUGACUAGCGACUUUGAGACCCACGUGUAUACCACGCAGUUAAUGCAGUCUGAGGCAGUGAGCUUCGCAUACCGUUCUUGGAGACGUGAAUGGCGCGGUCGAGGUCGCGAAUAUACGGCGGGUGUACUCGUAUGGCAAUCAAACGACUGUUGGCCGGUAGUAUCAUGGGCAAUUGCUGACUAUUUUUUGCGCCCAAAGCCUGUCUAUUAUACCAUUGCCCGACAAUUAGCGCCCAUCACAGUCGGAAUCUUCCGAAAUGUCGUCAAGAAUCGGGAUAAUGAUAGACCUCGUCAGUUCUACGAGUUUGGAGCUAUGCAAACACUGUACGCCACACUCUCGGUGUGGGGCACCAACAACACACUCAAGGCACGGCCCGCAAAGUUAGAACUCUGCUUCUUCGAUCUGCGCUCACCUGACGAGUGCCUGGUGGAAACACGUACCGUCGUGUUACAACCAAACCAGACGACGGAACUUUUGGAAAUGAAAUGUCCCGGGCCUGCCCACCGCAAAAGCCUUUCGCCGGGUGACCCAUUAGGAGUGUCUUCUGCGAAUGUGGUCGCUAGCGCCCGACUUCUGGACGUCGAAUCGGGAGAGGUCUUGGCUCGCUAUUCGGACUGGCCGGAGCCGUACAGGUUUCUGCAGCCGCCUGAUCCAGGAUUGCUAGUGGAAGUGAAAAGUGUAUUUGACGAUGAGACGACGCUUGCACUGAGCGUGAAGAGUCCAGCUAAAUGUGUCGUGCUAUCGGUGGACGGAGACGUAGAACCCGUUGUUCAUUGGAGCGAUAACGCUCUCGAUCUGGUCCCUGACGAUCCUCAGAUUGUGUUUGCACGGGGGUUGAAAGGGAGGCGAGUAAAAGUCGCGUAUUUUGGACGAGAAAAAGCACAUGACAUACAGUCGAGAAGCCUUCAGAUUUAA